This is a messenger RNA of Varanus komodoensis (Komodo dragon), 1688 nucleotides long. It is a transcript of the gene HRH1, whose product is annotated as histamine receptor H1. Gene Ontology annotation, cellular component: dendrite; membrane. Lineage: Eukaryota; Metazoa; Chordata; Lepidosauria; Squamata; Varanidae. The record is from RefSeq and is a predicted model, not a curated record. Gene Ontology annotation, biological process: G protein-coupled receptor signaling pathway, coupled to cyclic nucleotide second messenger; positive regulation of vasoconstriction; chemical synaptic transmission. Gene Ontology annotation, molecular function: neurotransmitter receptor activity; G protein-coupled serotonin receptor activity; histamine receptor activity. Bases 212 to 1669 code for a protein of 485 amino acids. The transcript has 2 exons.
CUGUCCGCUCCGGGCGCGCCGGUUGCAUGCGGCGCGCUUCUGCCCGUCUUGCCGGGCCGGGCCGCCUCGGCGCCUCUGAAAGUGCUUCGCGCCCAGCCGUUCCCUGCAGCGAGAUUCUCUAAGAUAACUGCAGAGGAAGCAACCCGCGUGCUCCGUAACAAGACUGAAAUAUGCCAGCACUUUGAUUUUUCCCUUCCAGCUUCAGCAAAAGAUGUGUCUGACUGGCAGAAACAGGAGUUCUACAGAGGCGCAGCCUGCCCUUGGACUGUUCUUGGGAAGCAUCUCGUUGGUCACCGUUGUCAUGAAUCUUUUGGUCCUGUAUGCCGUGAAAACAGAAAAGAAACUGCAGACCGUUGGCAAUCUUUAUAUUGUCAGCCUUGCCUGUGCAGAUGUUAUCGUUGGGGCAGCUGUCAUGCCGUUGAGCAUCGUGUACCUGAUGAGUGACAAAUGGAUCCUGGCUCGAAACGCUUGCCUGUUCUGGCUGUCGAUGGACUACGUGGCCAGCACAGCCUCCAUAUUCAGUCUGUUCAUCCUGUGCAUAGAUCGUUACCGUUCUGUCCUUCAGCCACUGAAAUACCGCAAGUACAGGACCAAAACUAGAGCCUCUGUCAUGAUCUCAGUAGCUUGGCUGCUCUCUUUUAUGUGGGUAAUCCCAAUUCUGGGCUGGCGUAACUUUACAAAUCACAACAGCACAACUACUACGAAUGGAACAGACAGUGAAAAAGUAUGUGAAACCGAUUUUUGCAGAACCACGUGGUUUAAGGUCUUGACAGCCAUGAUCAACUUCUAUGUCCCGUCAUUACUGAUGCUCUGGUUCUAUGCUCAGAUAUACAGGGCUGUCCGGAGGCACUGUCAGCACAGAAAAUUCAUACAAGGCUCACUUAGACUGCCUAUAGAAAAAACAGAUGUGCACAGUGGAAAGCCGCAGGAAAUGCAAAAGAGUUGUUUCCAAAGCAUGCGAAAAUAUAUCGGCUACGUCUUGAAUGAAAAUGACAGUGUUAAACAGAACAAAAGGAUGGAUGCUAAACAUCCAUCAAGCAGCUUUGAUAAAAGCCCAGAUGGUUUUUUUUGUGGAAGUGACCAUAAAGUAGCAAAGUGUAGCUGUUUUCCUCUAGCCCUAGUCCAGGGUGAUGUAGCGAUAAGCAGUACAGACCAGAAGUAUGCGAGUGUCAGUGCAAGUAUUCAUAAUGUAGAAGACCCUUGGUCCCAGGAUUGUGAGAUUAGGAAAAGUUUAGAGGAACACAUUUUUGAAGAGAGGGCUUCUUCUGGAAAUUAUUCUGAUUCUGUCCUGGAGCAGAAUUGUGACACUGAAAACUGUUUCUUUCAACGUACCAAUAGAAAAGACACAGCAAGUCACUGCAGCUGGAAGAACAGCUGGGGAAGGCUACGCUUUCAUUCCGUUAGCAAAAAUCAAGAGUCAUGUGUGAACCGAGACAGAAAAGCGGCCAAACAGUUAGGCAUUAUAAUGGCAGCCUUUAUGUUGUGCUGGAUUCCAUAUUUUGUAUUAUUUAUGGUCAUGGCCUUUUGCGAAAUCUGCUACGAUCGCUCUUUUCACAUGUUCACAAUUUGGCUCGGCUAUGUGAAUUCUACAUUAAAUCCUAUUAUAUAUCCACUCUGUAAUGAGAAUUUCAAAAAAGCUUUCAAAAAGAUCUUUCAUUUUAAAACCUAAUUUCUCUUGGGAAAUGGGU